Messenger RNA from Lates calcarifer (barramundi perch), 3914 nucleotides. RefSeq names its product protein phosphatase 1 regulatory subunit 12B. Gene Ontology annotation, molecular function: enzyme inhibitor activity; phosphatase regulator activity; protein kinase binding. Bases 589 to 1086 code for a protein of 165 amino acids. Gene Ontology annotation, cellular component: A band; Z disc; cytoplasm. The record is from RefSeq and is a predicted model, not a curated record. Lineage: Eukaryota; Metazoa; Chordata; Actinopteri; Centropomidae. The transcript is spliced from 8 exons.
AGGAGAAGGAGAGAGAGAGAGAGAGAGAGAGAAAGCAAGAGAGGGAGGGAGAUGGAGAGAGAGUGUAUAACUUUGGGAAACAUAGGAAGAGGCAGCAGCACAGGGAACAAACUUUUCUCUCUUGGCUGCUUUCUUUUUGGAGAUUUUCUCAUUUCAUCAAAGAGCUCAGUGUUUACAGAGCGGAGACAAGGGAUGAGAAUUUGUUUGCUUUUCUAGUUGAAGCCUUAUUUCUCUGUUUUUGUGAUCAACAGAUAUUCUUUUGUUUUGUUGUUCUUUGCAUUUUUAUCUGAUUAUCGCUUUUGAAGAAGGCGUGACCACACAUCUGAAAUCCUUCCAAACUUAGCCGCUGCAGCUUUCUCUAGCUCAUGGGAGUAUGAAGCUGGACUGACACACACACACACACACACACACACACACACACACACACACCUGUUGUUGCUGAGGAUUCCCCGGGAGCGCAGUCAUGGGCAUCUGCGUCACUGUUGCUUGAGGGAAUCUGUGCGUCUGUGCAGCUGUUAUCUGGUGGCGGCCUCAGUGACUGUUACAGUAGAAGCUGACCUGCCUGCUCAGGGUAGAGGAAGGAGGGAGAUGUCAUCCUACUACCCACGCACCAAGGACCUGACUCGCACGAGAAAGUCAGUGACAGAUUCACCACCGUCCUCUCCGUCCCCUACAGACAAAAACUACAGACAUGAAAGGCUGUCAAGAUAUGACUCAAGUGGAGAGAGUGCAACAGACAAACCGCUGGGUCGCACCAGCUCCUAUACAAGAAGAGAGACCAGACUGGCUGCUCUGAAUAGACAAGAACAAGACUCCACCACCAAAGACUAUAAGAAGAUGUAUGCAGAAGCUUUGCAUGAGAAUGAGAGGCUCAAGUCCAGGUUGCAGGACAGCAAACAAGAACUGGUCAAGAUACGUUCCCAGCUGGAGAAGGUCACUCAGAGGCACGACAGGAUAUCAGAGAGGUCUACAGUACUUGAAUCGGAGAAAAGAGAAAAACAAGCUCUUGAGAAAAGAGUGUCAGACAUGGAGGAGGAGUUAAAGCAGGACGCCCCACUGCGGUUCCGCUGUGGUUACCAGCCCUGAGGGCAGGCUGUCUCAGGGGAGGGGGGAUGAUCUUAACAGAGCUCAAGUCAGACAACCAGAGGCUAAAGGAUGAGAAUGGGGCGCUCAUUCGAGUCAUCAGCAAACUGUCCAAAUGAAAAGAUACCUGAAGCUCCUGCUCUGUGUCUACAGACGCUCCAACCCUGAAAUGCCAGUUUAAUUAUCCACGAUAUCCCAAGUUGCAUCUCCUCUCUGAGUAAUGGCGAUGGGCCACUUCGGCUGCAUUGCAGAAAUAAAUUCCCACUGGGACUGGUGAAGAUCUAAAGAGGAGUGUUCAGAAGUUUCAGACAUAUUUCACAAUGUAUGACAGAGUUAAAAUAAUUGUUUCUACUUGAUUGAUAGUUGUUAUUUUGUAACAUACAUUAUUUCACACUAACCAAAUAGGGACCAGUUGUACUGUUUGAAUUACAUUUUCAAGACCCAGUUCAAACGAAUCCAGGGGUUUGCAUGAAGAUACUGUAUCUAAUAUAAUACCCACAAGUCACAUUGAGUCAUCACUUUUGUUGCUACAUUGUGCACUGCAGAAAAGUAUUUUAAUGUUGUCUUAUUCAUGAAAGAAGAGAGAAGCCAAUCAUGUCAUCGAUUUUUUUUUAAACUACUGAAAUAAUCAGGUUACAUGUGGGUUAAGAUGUGGCUGGAGGCCCCAAAGGCUAGUUUGGCAUUUGAAUUUUUUUUAUUUCAAUCAGAAUACAUGACCAAAUGGAUAAAAUGAAACCCUGCAAUGAACAAACUAACAAAGGAGCUUUGGUUCUAGAGAGCAUUAUAUGAGUCUCCUGUAAGGUGUCUGAGCAGAUAAGUGUUCCCUCCAUCCAUUCCUCCAGCCAGCCAUUAUCUAUACUGCUUAUCCUUAAGGAUUGCAUAAAGACUGGAGCCAAUCCCAGCUGACACUGGGCAAGAUGCAGAUAAGUGUUGACAGAUGCAAGUCUUCUAGGUGUCUAGAUGUUUUCUCAAAACUAAGACUGUGUUGAAAUGGAGGAUAAAAUCUGUUCUAUCAACUCUGAGAAAAGAUGCUAGAAAUAGAUGAAAAAAAGUCACUCCAUUAAGAAGAAAUUAAAGUGUCUAUUCUGGGGUGGACUUGCUUAAAUUGACAACUCUCUUAGGUUUGUCACUCAACUGCACUUGUCCACCUCCUCAACACCUCUGAAAUUUCAAUUUCGUAGCUCCAAGGUGUGUUAAUUGUGCAACUAAAACUUCCCUUUAAAAAUCUAUCUGCGGCAUCCUGUUUUUCUACAUUUUUCUAAUGCAGCUUGUGGUCCAGUGUAUCAAGGCUCCAGGAUACUCUCACCUAUACAACAGCAAACCUGCAAACCAUUUCCAGCUUGUUAGACAAUUCUUUGACAUUUCAGUCAAACCGUUAUCAAAGAUAUUUUCAGUUUUGUUUACCUAAUACGUGAUAAUGCUCCCACUGUAUCUGGUACUUUAGCCCUGAGAGGCACAAUACUGGGUCUAUGCACUUUGUACAGAAAAGACAGUGGUGAUCUUUAAUUACUUGAGCAUAACUAGCAGCACUGUGUUACCUUCACAAUGGUACAGUUUCCAUCAUGUAACUGAAUGUUUUUCAGAUUCUCGUCCACAGUAACCAUACUUCAUUUUUCAUUUUGCAUGUCCUUGAGAGAGGAUUGUUUUUAUUUUUUUGAUCCAAUAGCACCUCCUUAAAACAGCAGAAUAGUGACACAGAAGAGACAGUCUGAGUGUGUGAGAAAGACAAUGUGCUAUGUUUUGUAAUAGAGAUAUAUUUAUUUAUUUAUGCUUUUCUUAGUUUUAAUCUUUAUAUGUUGUCUACUCAGUUUUGUUUCAAAGGAAUACACCAAUUAUUUUGGCUGACCUAUUGACCAUCUUUGUGUUAGGUGAUGAAAACACAAAUGCCAAAAUCAUCCACUGGUAGAUGUGAUUUAAAUCACAGCUGACAAUUUAGCAUCCACAAUAUUGUCUGAUUUUAAAUCAAGCACAAUCCAAAGUUUUAGUAAAAAAACAAACAAACAAAAACAUUGCUUACAUUUUAACAUAACUCUGUUGUGCAUAUGAUAUUGAGACAAAAAUAUUAAAUUUAAUUAAUGAUUGAGCCUAGCCACAUCUAAUGCAAUCCAACACAAAAGCCCUGCUUGAACCAUAAAUAUUAUUAAGUUUAACAGCUUUUGUUCUUGUCAUGUCAGAGGCUAUAUUUACUGGUGCUACUGCAUUGUACUGAAGUGUUCUUCAAUAUCUGGGGACCACAAAAUAUUUGAAAUUUCAAAUUUGAAAUAAAAAUAAAACCAUGAAAGAGCUCGAUGUUUUGUAGCUGAGCAAACUCACUGUGCCAUCACCCUAUUAUUUUAUUCUAAAAGGCUUACAGGGAAGGCAGAAAAAGUCAUCCCUAGUUCAAAACAGUCUCUUAAUUAUGUAUCAUAUCAUAUUUAAUGGAUAAAACUGCCAGACUGCCAGCUUCAUAUUUAAAAUUUCUUUAGCUGUAGAAUUGCUACAAGUGGUGUGCUGGAGACAUGAAUGAUUUUGGUGUCUGUCUUCUCUUCACUUAACAGGUGAGUUGACCAAAGUCCCCAGCAUUUGAUGUAUUCCUUUAACAAUGAGAUGGUUUCAGAGUCCAACCAGGGCAGCAUGCUGUAACACCAGUAUUAUCUUUGGUCACAUCCAGUAAACUGAUUUACUGUAAAUUACAAAUAAGAUACAGUAUGUGUCAGCAAUUUCUACAUGUGCUGUAGAUAUACUGAAUUAUGCAGAGUAUUGUAUUGAAAAGUUUGAAAUGUGUUGAUGAUAGCUCAAUAUGCACACGUUGGUUUACUCACUUUGCUUAUUAAAAUGUAAAGGGAUGGGAA